UGUCUCGUGCCGAGAGAGCCAGAUCUUGAGCCACUGGGGCCACCGUGGCCUACGGACCGCGCGACUCUGCUUCGUCCCUCCCUGAUCCAAGAGGUCAAGCGUCGUCGUCAUUGGACACCCCGUCUCCACAUGGGAUGAUCAUCAUCGCAUAUGGUGGCCAUGUCCUUUGGCUCUCAGCACCAGUGCUGUGUGUUUGGUUAAGAGGCUUCGGUUUGGAAUUCUGCAAGCUUCUACUCGUAGAUUUCUCCCCUCCGUCAUUGCCUGACGCUGCCUGUUCAGUCGGAGAAAAUCGCACAAACCCCUCUAGCAACGCAACCAUGGCAGUGUUGAAUUAUUGCCCGCCUGUACAGCCUGCAGACGGGGCGAAAGGAUCACUCCGCUCGCCUGGACGCAAUCUGCCUGUCGCUGCCCACGACGCCUGCGCAUCUAGAAUGGGAGUUUGUUCCACCAUCACUCUCUGCCAUCCGAGACUCACCCACGGAAGGAGCCACAGCCGUUGGGCAGCACCAACGGCAGCAAGCUCAAUUCAGAGAGGCGUGUACCUAACCUAAGUACCAUCGCGUCGCGCUCCGGUUAUGCCCGUCACGAGACCACGGUCAGCCAAUCGACGUACCACAGAUUCUUAUAUCCCACCACCGCAAUGACAUCGGUAUUUCUUGCCAUUCAUUAAACUCGAAGAACCAGACGGUCGUAUCCGGGCCACGGUUUCCUCAGGCACGGCAGUUUCAUCUUUCGCGAGCCGCCGCGGCGAUACCGACGCUGCCAUCUAGCAGGCGUAAU
Aplosporella prunicola CBS 121167 is the source of this 780-nucleotide messenger RNA. RefSeq lists its product as uncharacterized. The transcript has a single exon. The coding region runs from base 135 to 551 and encodes 138 amino acids. NCBI's taxonomy places the organism in Eukaryota, Fungi, Ascomycota, Dothideomycetes, Botryosphaeriales, Aplosporellaceae. The record is from RefSeq and is a predicted model, not a curated record.